AUGUCGCUCAAUCGGCCAGAGGAGGCCGGCUUCAUAUCAAGAAAAGCCUUCGAUGAAGCCUGUCAGGCGUUGGCGCUUUGUUCAGGUUUAUCGUCCAGCGAUAUGAGCUUGGAGACUCGUAGACAUGGAGAACACCAAUACCUCAAGAUAAUACGUCUUCUAAGCACCAAUGUUAACCCACCAGCACCAUCAGAUUCGGCCAAGCUCUUCUCCGCUGCGCAAGAUUCUCAUGAAUCUAGCAAUAUCGAGGAAGAAGACGAGGACGUCGCCAUCUACCAUUCUCCCCCGUCGCUCACAGUCUCAUCAGUAGAGUAUCACAUUCUACCGUCAACAAGCUACCGGGUCCCCGUCCUCUACUUCUUUCUCCACAAUCUGUCACCUUCGAUAUUACAGAGUAUAGAUUUUGUUUACGAAAAGCUAGUACCAAAGCACCUUCAAUCCGGAGUGAGAAAUGCGGGUGUUAUGGGGGGUAUUAGUAUGACUAAUCACCCAUUAACAGACAUUCCAUGCUUUUGGGUGCACCCCUGCAACUCGGCCGAAGCUAUGCAAAAUAUCUUGGGUGGUAUCAAGGGAGAAGUCAGUCCUGUAAAGUAUAUGAUAUUGUGGAUCGGGAUAGUGGGUAGUGUUGUCGGCCUGAGCUUGCCUAAGGAGAUAUUUUCCGCCAGACCGUAA
Messenger RNA from Letharia columbiana, 672 nucleotides. RefSeq lists its product as uncharacterized. Bases 1 to 672 code for a protein of 223 amino acids. Gene Ontology annotation, molecular function: Atg12 transferase activity. Gene Ontology annotation, biological process: protein modification by small protein conjugation; macroautophagy; protein lipidation. The record is from RefSeq and is a predicted model, not a curated record. NCBI's taxonomy places the organism in Eukaryota, Fungi, Ascomycota, Lecanoromycetes, Lecanorales, Parmeliaceae. The transcript has 4 exons. Gene Ontology annotation, cellular component: intracellular anatomical structure.